Molecule: messenger RNA, 3517 nt
Organism: Tyto alba (common barn owl)
Lineage: Eukaryota; Metazoa; Chordata; Aves; Strigiformes; Tytonidae
Gene: TMC5
Product: transmembrane channel like 5
Exons: 23
Coding region: 390-2867 (825 amino acids)
Cellular component (GO): plasma membrane
Molecular function (GO): mechanosensitive monoatomic ion channel activity
Source: RefSeq, a predicted model, not a curated record
CGGCGUGCGGCGCCUCGCGGGGAGGGGCUGGGGCGCUCCCUACUGCACCGUAUCUUAGUCCUGGAUCCCCUUCCUCCAUGGCAUCGCUUUUACUUUUAAAAAUAAGUCAUCACUAGGUUUCAGAAUGCUGAAUCAGACAUAAAUGAGUAUAUUUCUUCUCUCAGCUGUGUGUUAGCAUCUCAGUUGGGAAAGCUUUCGAGACACUUGGAAACGUUUCAAUGAAUUUUAUGGAUCACAGCAAUCCCAAGUGGGAAAACAGGAAGACAGGCAUGCUGAGGAGGAGAAAAUGGAUGGUUCUGCCAGAGCCUGACAGUCACAUUCAAGGAGUGCGCAGGGUGACAAAACCUUCUAACUAAGGAAGAUUUCAUCCCUCAAACCAAGAGCUCGUCAUGUCUUAUCAUUACAAUGAAGCCUUUGAAAAUCCUGACUACCACUUCUCAGAGACACUGGAAAUUGAUAGAAGGAGGAGUUCUCAAAAGAAUCUGUUCUCCCACCAAGCCACUGAUUAUUCUUCACUGCACGGUUCCUACGGAGAUGACAAUGAAAGAAGACAGAAUUACCCUUACCCUCUGGCCAUACCAAUGGCCUCCAUGAGUCAUGGCCCUGAACACAGAGAAGAUUUACAAAGGGUUAAUGUCCUAAGAAGAAGUCCAUGUAGAAGUUCCAUGGAUAAUCUUUCCUUUGAGCCUGAGAUAGAACUGUCAUACAGCUUACCUUCUACCUUCCACCUGCCGGAUCGCCCCUAUGCCUACAGAAAUUCCAAUGUAUCAGAAGAGGAUAAGUUAGUUGGAAAUCUUGCAAGUAUGCCCAGCAGUGAAAGGAUUAAAGCAAUCCAGAAGAUGCCAGAGACCAUGAAAAAGAAGAGAGAGAUCAGGAAUAAAGUUCUAAAAGAAAUAACAAAAAAAUCAAGGCAUGACUGUAUUCAACUUUCCUGCUGUAUGGAGUGUCUGCAGGGAACAGUAGUGGCUCUUCGGCGAUUUGGAAAUAGCUUGUCAGAGUAUUUUCACCUACUGCAAUUGUGGCACAAGACUCUGAAGAUCAUUGGUGCUGAGUUUGGAAAAAGUGUUCUUUCUUACUUUAUUUUCUUGAAGUGGCUGCUAACUUUCAACCUCUUCUCGUUCCUCAUAAACUUCAGUUUCAUCACAAUCCCUCAGCUUGUUGCAGCAGAACCAAAUAACCUUUCAUUCACGGGUCUGGAACUGCUCACUGGAGCUGGUUAUUUUCAACAAACACUACUCUACUAUGGCUUUUACACCAAUGCUACAAUCAGUAAAACAGAGAAUGGUCCAUCUUACAACAUGCAGCUGGCCUAUAUUUUCACCAUUGGAAUAUAUUUUGUCAUGUGGUUUUUUAUCUUGUUGUUCAGCAUGGCAAAAUCCUUCUGCAGGAACUUCAUUAACCCUCUGACAUACUCUGGAAUUUCUAACAAAUUUCUCUGCACUUGGGACUUCAAUAUAACUAAUGAAGAAGCUGUGAAGCUGAAACAAAAGAAUCUCAGCAUGCAAAUAAAGGAAGACCUUGCUAAAAUAAACAAAGAAGUUCUAAAUUUUUCUGCAACAGAGAGAGUUGUUCGUAUUGUUAUUCAUCUUGUUUCUUGGGUUGCUUCGCUGGGAACAGCAGUAGCUGCUUGUGCUGGUGUUUACUUUCUCUCAAUUAUUAACCUAAAGGUGUUUGUGAAAAGGCAUAAAAAUGACCUAGAGAGCCAAGCUGCCAUGUUGGUGCUACCUGUUAUCGUAUCUCUCCUCAACAUAUUUAUCCCAUUCUUCUACUCGUGGCUUGGACACCUGGAGAGAUUUCAGACUCCCGUAUACCAGAUAUAUGUCACUAUUACCAGAAAUAUCAUCCUGAAAAUAUCAAUUGUUGGAAUAUUGUGCUACUACUGGCUUAAUAUUGUGGCUGCAUCAGAGUCACAGUGCUGGGAAACUUUUGUUGGCCAAGAUAUUUAUCGUCUUGUUUUAGUUGACUUCAUAUUUUGUUUGCUUGGCUCUUUCUUUGGAGAGUUUUUACGGAGAAUUUUUGGAACUAUAGUCUUUGUGAACCUGGGAUUGCCAGUAUUUGAUAUCGGACGAAAUGUUUUAGAUUUGAUCUAUGCACAGACUUUGACCUGGAUCGGUAUCCUCUUUUCACCUCUGCUGCCUGGUAUCCAGACGAUAUCAUUUUCUAUAGUAUUUUAUGUGAAGAAGGUCAGCCUGAUGAAGAAUUGCCAAUCCCCUCGCAAAGUCUGGAGAUCUGCUCAAAUGACAACAUCCUUCAUAUUCCUGCUGUUUUUCCCUUCUUUCGUUGGAGUUCUGUCUGUCAUUGCAGUCACUGUCUGGAGGUUAAAACCUUCAGAAGAAUGUGGUCCUUUCAGAGGUUUGUCUUCUAUGUAUGCUGCAGUCUCUGAGUGGAUAAAAAUACUGGAAAAUUACACUACCUCAAAGUGGGUAGUGUGGAUCUACUAUAACUUAAUUACAAAUGAACUUUUCUUCUUCAUCCUCUCCACGUUUGUCCUAGUUAUUACUUAUCUUUACUGGCAAAUAACAGAAGGAAGAAGGACCAUGGUCAGACUCUUACAUAAGCAAAUCCAUAAUGGAAUAAAAGAUAAAAAGUUUUUACUUGAAAAACUACGGGAUCUGCAAAGGGGAAACCAAAACCCAUCUGUGCCAAGAGGACAAGGCCAGCAGGUCAGUUUGGUAGUUCAGUGCCCUGAUGCUGUUGGGAUCUUGAGGGGGACUGGCUUCCCACUAGAUUCAGAGGCAGCCCAGCCCAGUGGCAGGCCAGGCGUGUCUGAGGCAGUGGCGCUCGCUCUGCGUGCUCGAGAAGCAGCUCAGUGGGAAGAUGAAGAUGACGGCAGACUUUUGGCCAUGAACAGGCAGAAACAAUACUAAACGUGAAGUCAUUGGCUGAUGUUCUGCAGAAAAUGAUACUCAUUUGCACUGAUAACACUUCUUACCCCUAAAUGGAAGGAAAAAUAGAAAUGCAUCUCAAAUGUAAUUUAUUGUUACGCUGGGGAAUAUCCUGUGUGUUUGGUUUGUUUUUGAAGCAGUGAUAUACUGGUGACAGCCAGCUUUCCCCAGGACUGGCCGCUACCUCGACACAAUAAGGGUCCCUCCACAGCUGCUCACUUCUCCUUGAACAUAAGGGAACUUGUGCCUAUUGUAAAUAAAAGCUUUGGUCUAAAAAUACUGUUAUAUCCAUUAUAUUGUUCAAACUGCUUUUAUCUGAUCUAAAUCAGAAGUGACGUAUUGGUCAAAUAACAAUAGAAGGAAAGUAAAGUGUAGUUGUUUUUAAUGACAAGAGACCUUGUAAUGGCUGUAAAGUAGCUUGUGUGAACCAGGUUAAGCUUCUGUUCCAUUUUCAAUUUUCUGACCUACCUGUACAGUUUUACAGUUACUCAGAAGCACCUUUGUGUUAAGAGUUAUCAGAACCCUUUUUUACGAGUGCUUAUCAAAAUUUCUCAUCUGUGUAAAACCAGUGCUUGUGAACAAAAAGUUUAUACCUAUCUUUUCCAAUAAAGGAUAGAUUGGAAAUAACACAA